GGGAUACUAUGGUUGUCGUAUUCACGAAACGCUAGAAAAUUUAGUAAUAAUCAAACGAGCGCAGAAGUGGUAAAAUUGUAGGCUUGAUUCCCAUUUUUCACGCUAUUGUCGUCCAAGAAAAGUAAAUGCAUUUCCGUAGACAGUAAAAUCGUUUUCAAAAAAUAGCCUUGUAAUAGAUCAAAUGGUGUUCAGUCCGGCUGAUUUCUUAGCAAUAUUUUUUAGCGUUUUGCAAACAAAUAAUAAUUAUCAUUUGGGUUCCAGUAGGUUGUGGUAAUUCUUCAGUGAAGCAACAAGUUUUCGCAAUAGAGAAAUUUUUAACAAAAUUUGCAAGGUCGGGCGGUUUUUUCGUAAAAAGUAAGCAGAAAUGGUUAUUGAUAGACAAAAAAGGAAACUUGUGGAUAGUGCAAACAAUUCAAACCACAGCAGUGUUUGAUAAAUAUUCAGUGCUAUGCGUUUAAAAAGAGGAGUAGCCUAAGGCUUUCAUCGCUUGCAAACAAAAAUCGUCAUUAAAGAAACCCAGUCAAAAGCGUAUCAGCGCCGCUACUGAUUUUCUGGCAAUCAAUCGCCUGAACGUGUUCGACUCAGUACCAUCACAUUUUAAUCCCCACUUGUUUCUUUACCGUGGGCCAAAAAGUGUCGACUUUUGUUUUUUCUAUAGAUUCUGAGUCUUUUUGUUAAUUAGUAUGAAUGGGAAGGAGUGGUUUGCUCUUUUAUUUUUUUUUAUAGCCUAUUUGUUAUUUGGUGGUGUUGUCUUCAUGCUGAUCGAAUCUCCCGAUGAAGAAGUUCGUUUGCAGGAAUUGAAUAGCCUUAAAAAUAUGAUACAAGAUAAGUUAAUUGCGUGCGAAGGAAAUGUGAUAAAUCCAGUUGAUCUCGCCGGGCGUGCAGAGAUGUGGGCGCAUAUUGCCGAACAAAUUAAUCAACCAGGUCUAAUCCACAAUGGCUCAAUACCAUCCAAGAAGUGGACACUUUACAACAGUUUCUUCGUGGCCGUCACCGUUGCAUCAACCAUUGGGUAUGGCCAUUUGGCACCAUCAACGCCUACCGGUAGGGUGUUUUGCAUCUUCUUUGCUCUCGUAGGCAUCCCUCUCAACGGAAUAUUGUUUGCUACACUAGGAAACUAUUUUGGUUCCAAGCGUGUGAAGCGGCCAAAUAAGAGAAAGCGGGGAUGCUUUGCCACUUUUGUUGUCGUCACAGCGGAAAUUCUGUUAUAUUCCAUACCCGGCCUUAUUGUUUUUCUGGUGAUUCCGGCUGGACUUUUUACAAUUGUUGAAGGAUGGGAUUACGUCGAUUCAUUUUACUAUGCGUUUGUUAGCUUAACCACGAUUGGAUUCGGUGACCUUGUCGCAGGGCAACAUGAUAUUGGCCAGUGGACAUGGGUCUACCGUUCUUUCAUUAUUAUUUGGAUACUGUUUGGACUUGGGUAUCUUAUUAUGGUCAUCAACAUCAUCACCAAAGGUUUACGUUCGAAUCCUGUUGUAGCGCCUGUUAUAGCACUUGAAAAAAGGAUGGCAGCUCGCAUCCGUGCCACUCGGCAUCUACUAGCCAAAGACGGCGUCGCCUUACGCCAGCUCGUCCAUGACAUCAGAGCGAUGAAAAUUAAGCCAGUUUCUAGGCCGGCGAGGAUGGAAUUGCUCCGUACCUUUAGCCAACCAUCUUUACGUUACGAUGAGACUCACACUGAGAAAGAUCCGGAAAAACUUAACGAAGCUACAGGAAGGGACAAUUUUAAUAAUACCAUGAUUCAUUACGUUGAUCGAGGGAUUGCAUGCAAUAAUGGCUCUUUCCGCAAACCUAUGGAAAGAAUGGAAUCGAACGAGGACCCCCUGCAAUUGCUGACUCGCUUAGCCACUGUUUUGUGUGACGUCAAUCAAGAAGAUGAUCUAUCUAUUCCUGAAACGUCAAUAUCUGAAGUCGAACAUUCUCAAGAGAAUAGAGACAUUCGCAAGGAAUCCGCAUUUGAUCGUAUUCGACGAUCGUUGCGGCUUUCUAGGAAUCGUAGUGGCGAAGAGCCGCCUUGUUCGCCAUUUUCUUCAAAAGUACAAGGAGGGUUUCAAACGGGAAAUGUGAACCGUAUUUUUACAGAUAGACGCGUCCGACAUGUAAGCGAAAGUCACAGUCAAACUAUUGCGGAUUGCAGUGGCUCUAUGAAAAGCCAUCGGCAAUUGAUACUUGAACAAGAAACAAAACCGUCGAGUGAAUUUAAGCGUAGUCGCAGCGAAAAAUUUGCGCCUAACAAAAACGCAUCUGUUUCGUCAUUAGGCAUCACUCCGUCUUCGGAUUGGUUACAUCAGCUAAAAAAGGAUCUGCCAGCUGGAGCAAUCCGCAACACCGAUAACACCGCCAGAACGGAAUCUUCAACGGCUGCUGCUGUUAAACUUUGCGAUAUGCUAGACCGUGUUCAAAUCUCAAGACAGAGCAAUAGAGCCUCACCAAAAAAUUGAUUGGCAAUACCAACAUAAUGCAUUUAGACGGGAAAAAACGAUGGUUGAUAAGAUGAAUAUGACGUGUAAAUAAUGUUGAUACGUCAAGCAAAAUGUCAAUACGCCGUGAUGGAUUGUUACAUAAAGUGUGAUAACCGCGUUUGACUGUAGCGACUAAUUCUACCAAAAUGUAAUAACAGCAGAUCUAGUAUGGUAUGGUUCUUGCCAUGAUUUAGUUAUAUUUUGUCGACCUCUUGAUGAUAACAAGUCUAAAACCUCUCGUUUGACGUCAAGAACUAAAUGAUAAAUAAAGCCUUGACUUUCAGAUAACAAUGAAAAUCUGUGUUCACCUUGCAGCUAAAUCAACAAUACAAUGUUCCCGGUUU
This is a messenger RNA of Daphnia magna, 2806 nucleotides long. RefSeq names its product open rectifier potassium channel protein 1. The coding region runs from base 684 to 2441 and encodes 585 amino acids. The transcript is spliced from 8 exons. The record is from RefSeq and is a predicted model, not a curated record. Gene Ontology annotation, cellular component: membrane. Gene Ontology annotation, biological process: potassium ion transmembrane transport; stabilization of membrane potential. Lineage: Eukaryota; Metazoa; Arthropoda; Branchiopoda; Diplostraca; Daphniidae. Gene Ontology annotation, molecular function: potassium ion leak channel activity.